ACAAACUUCACCAUUCCUGUAAAUUCGGCACAAUUUAGAGGGCGUAUAUGGAACUGAGAAAAAACACCCUUUCCCGCCAACUUUCUUCCAUGCAUAAAACACCUCACUAAUCCACCCAACUUUCAAAUUCUGCAAAAAUCAGUUUCCACUAUUCUGCUACUCAGCAAAAAAUUAACCGUUUCUCUCUCUAUCUUUCUCUCUCUAUAACAAUGGCCGACGUACUGAUUCUUUUCUCCGUUCUCCUACUCGCCGCCGGCACAAUUCCUGCACCACCACCUGAAGUACUUCCGUCAACACCGCUGGAGUCUUCCUCAACUGAAAUAGGCUGUGCUGAUGAACUGGUAGCGUUCUCUCCAUGUCUUCCGUACAUUUCUGAACCGCCGAAUAAUAUCUCCGAUUCACCUCCAGUUCAGUGUUGCGAUAACUUCGCGGCGGCCUUUGGUGAUGAUACUGCGAUUUGUCUUUGUUACCUUGUUCAUAACCCUGAGAUACUUGGAUUUCCGAUAAAUUCUGUGAAGCUGUUGUCGCUAACUUCUGUUUGUCCUGUGACUGAGAAACAAGGCCAAGGCCAAGCAAAUUUCUCUCUCGAAUCUCUUUGUUCAGGAGAAACUAUGCUGCCUCCUUUUCGAUCAGUAACUGCAAAUCGCAGGGGUUCAGGAUCAAGCCCAAGGCGUCCUACACCCCCUAGCCCAAGAAGUCCUAUGCCCCCUAGCCCAGCUCCUAGACCACCAGGUGAUCUUGAUAUCCCCUUACCACAAGAACCACCAGGAUCCGGCAGUUUAUCACCACCACCACCCUCCGAUGUUGACGAUGAUCAUCCUUCCCCUGAUGCUCAAGCCACAAAAUCAUGUUCAGCAGCCAUACCAAUAAUGUAUAAUUGCUGGCUAUGGGUUCUCUCUUCAAUGUCGAUUUUGCUGUAUAUCUCUUGCAAGCACGCAACUAGGUAAUAUUGCCUCUUUCAUUGUUUCAUAAACAGAAUACCAUUGGACGAUAGUAAGUCAAAUUAGAAUCCUGUGGAUAGAUGUAAAACUGCUGGCAAAAGAAUUCUUUGUUAAACUCCUUAAGUGAUUUGACAUGCACACUGCUUCAGUAUCUGUUGUACACAUACCUAUGAC
Messenger RNA from Capsicum annuum, 1115 nucleotides. Its product is annotated as non-specific lipid transfer protein GPI-anchored 25. The record is from RefSeq and is a predicted model, not a curated record. The transcript is spliced from 4 exons. Bases 210 to 947 code for a protein of 245 amino acids. Lineage: Eukaryota; Viridiplantae; Streptophyta; Magnoliopsida; Solanales; Solanaceae.